AUGGGAAUUUCAGUUGCUAAGCCUACCAGAAAUAUUUUGGAAACAAAGCAUACAAAUCAAAUUGAGAACUAAAUUGAAAUACUCGACUCUGAAAACUUUGAUGCAGAUAACUAAACUAUGUCCCCAAUUGAAUAUAUUACGAAUGAAUAACAACGUUCUUCUUCAAACAUCACAGGCAUAUAUGCUCGUAGAAAUUAAAGAAGAAGAAAUGGUAUAAUUGUAGCCAAAACCUCCUAAAUAGAUGAUGAAAUAGAAUUUUAAGAUGAAAAUUGA
Messenger RNA from Paramecium octaurelia, 273 nucleotides. NCBI's taxonomy places the organism in Eukaryota, Ciliophora, Oligohymenophorea, Peniculida, Parameciidae. The record is from the annotation of a GenBank genome assembly.